Molecule: messenger RNA, 9294 nt
Organism: Larimichthys crocea (large yellow croaker)
Lineage: Eukaryota; Metazoa; Chordata; Actinopteri; Sciaenidae
Gene: cenpf
Product: centromere protein F
Exons: 38
Coding region: 110-8467 (2785 amino acids)
Biological process (GO): mitotic cell cycle; metaphase chromosome alignment; regulation of G2/M transition of mitotic cell cycle
Cellular component (GO): chromosome, centromeric region; spindle pole; nucleus
Molecular function (GO): protein homodimerization activity; dynein complex binding; transcription factor binding
Source: RefSeq, a predicted model, not a curated record
AGCCAAUGGGCAUGGAGCUGAGUGAAUUGCGGUUUCCUCGCUGGAGUUUGAAUUUUGUAACAAACCGUGUGUGAUAAAGAGGCAUCGCGCCCAAAUCAGGUUAUAAACCAUGAGCUGGGCGGUGGAGGAGUGGAAGGAUGGACUUCCAGGCAAAGCCCUGCAGAAGAUCCAGGAGAUGGAGGGCCAGCUGGACAAACUGAAGAAGGAGAGGACCCAGAAACAGUUUCAGCUAGACUCUUUAGAGGCUGCCCUGCAAAAACAGAAACAAAAGGCUGACAGUGAACGCAGUGAAACCUCUGCUUUGAAAAGAGAGAACCAGUCUUUGGUGGAGUCGUGUGACUCUCUGGAGAAAGCCAGGCAAAAAGUGAGCCAUGACCUCGGAGUCAAAGAGCAACAGGUAAGCUACCUGGAUGGUCAGCUUAACGCCUGCAGAAAGACCAUAGAACGACUGGAGCAGGAGCUCAAAAAGUACAAAAAUGAACUGGAUCGUUCUCAGCCUGCUGGCUCUUCAUCCUUGUCAUCCUCCUCCUCGGAACUACAGCCUUACACUACGCCACAGAAAAGUUUUUCUACGCCAGCUCCCGUCCCUGCUUACAGACAGCAGGAUAACAGACUAGAGGAGCUUCAGGAGAAAUAUAGCCAGGAGGUAGAAGAAAGAAAAAGGCUAGAGACUGAACUCAAAGUCCUGCAGGUCAAACUGUUGAACCAGUCCUCAGUCACUGUAAGCCACAAGGACAUUGCUGCCCGCCAAGCUGGAUCUUCUAUAUUCCCAUGGCAGAAACAGGAUGCAGCCCACAGCCGCCAGUCUCAGGAUGCAAUGGAAACGCCUCUGAAGAGGCGGGCGACAUCCUUGUGGGACGCUCACGAGGAGACGCCUAUUAAAUCCAGCCAGCGGAUGAGCUGUUCCAGGUCUGUGCAGAGUCCCAGUGGAUCCUCACAACAGAUGGAGCAGCUAAAGACAAUCAACCAAGAGCUGCGUGGUCGUGUGUCAGAGCUAGAGAGGAAUCUGUCCACCCAAGAGAAGGAAAUUCGUAGCCAGGCCUCCAAGCUGCAGGAACUACAAACCCAACUAAAUCAGGCCCGCAAAGACCUGACUGAACGGGACAGAGACCUGGCCAAGACCAGACAUGAGCUCAGUCAGGCCACAGACAGACACCAACAGGUUGAGGCUAAGUGUUCAUCAGUGGAGCAGAAGCUCAAACAGGUCACGGAGGAGAUGAGCUGUCAGAGGCACAAUGCUGAGAGCUGCAAGCGAGCCCUGGAGCAGAAACUCAAGGACCAAGAGAGAGACAGUCAAAAGGAAUUAGGCCAGUUGCAAAGUGCUCACAAGGCUUUGGAACAGCAGCUGAACCAGACCAGAACCAAGCUUACACAAGAGAUCCAGCAGGCCAAAAAAGACAACAACGUACUGCAGGCUGACACAGAGAAGAUGUCUCUCCAGAAGAGUCAGAUGGAGAGGGAGGUGGAGGAGCAGAAACAGAAACUUCUGAGGUCAGAGCAGAGCCUUCAGGCCAGUCAGACCAAAGAGCAGGACCUCCGCAAGAAAAUGGAGGAGCUGCAGAAAGAGAAGAACAGUGUGACAGUUCAGUUGGACCAGAGCAGCAGGCGCCUGAAUCAGCUGGAAGAAGAGAAGAAGAGUGUAGACCAGAGCCUCAAACGCAACCAGGGAUUACUAGAUGACCUCAAAGCUAAAUCAGAAGGUCAGGCAGAGGAGCUGAAGAAACUUCAGUCUAAACUGGAGCAGCAGACUCAGGCUUCUGCCCGGGACCUGGAAAACAUGAAGAAGACACUUUCUGAUGCAGAGACCAAAAAUAACAGAUCUCAGACUGAAUUGCAGAAACAGAUGCAAGAGGCAGAAAAGCUGACCAACAGGUUGACGGUCCUGGAGAAAGAGAGCCAGGAGCUGAAAUCCAAUCUCAGUGCGAGUCAGAACGAGUGUAAGGAACUGAAACAAGAACAUCAAGCUCUGCUGGAGUGGAAGAAAGAAAAGGAGACACUGAUUAAUGAAACUGAGGCUGUGCAGAAAGACCUCACUGACAAAAUUAGCAACUUGGAGAACAGUCUCGCCUCAAUGAAUGAGGCUACUGAAGAACUUAAGAAGCAGCUCAUGAACGUAGAGGGAGACAAGGCCAGUCUAUCUGCCCACAUCGAUUCUUUGAAGGGAGAACUCCUCAACAAAAGCACAGAGUUGGAGGAGAGGGAGCAUCAGUACGCCGAGCUCCAGUCUAAGUUCGCAGAGGCUGGACAGAAACAUACCAAAGACCUGGAGAAUGUUGCUGUGCAAGUGGCUCAGCUUGAAGCACAGGUCAAAGAUCUGGAGUUGCGGUUGCAAAAGGAGAUGACUCGGGCAGAGCAGGCUGAAAAGACUAACAGAGAGCUGCAAGACGAGCACCAGGCAGCCUGUGACCUGGCUCGCUCCAAGGACCAGUUGGUAGAGUUGGGUCAGGCAGAGAUCAGCCAGCUGAGAGAGAGCCUCGCUCAGGCCACUGCACAGCAGGAGGAGCAAAGUACCAGAUUGGCAGAGGAGAAGGUAGCCCUGCUGAAGCAGUGUGAAGAGAGUGUUUCAUUGAAAGCUGAAGAGACUGAACAGCUCAAGCUACAGUUGGAAGAGGUGCAGCAAGAACUGCAGCUCACCAAAAACAAGGUCAGCUCCAUGGAUCAGUUCCUGAAGGUCCAGGAGCAACUGGGAGCUGAGCUGCAGAAACAAGUUAAGGCACUGUCGGACAGUGACGAGGAGCACAAAAAAAUGAAUGAGAAAAAAUCAGAAGAGCUCAAACAGUUAGAGGAGAAGCUGAACGAUCUGCAGAGCCACACAGAAGAGACAGAGAAGCAGCUCAGUGAGGCUAAAACUCAAAUUUUGUCUCUGGAGAAACAAAAGGCAGAGCUGGAAAAUGCAGCCAAAGAGGCAAAGAAAGAGGCUGAGACCCUCCAGCAGGAUCAGACUGAGAAGAUCAACAAACUUCUGGGGCAGAUAUCCUCCUUAGAAGAAGAGCUAACUGCAAGCAAAGAUGCAGCAGAGAAGCUUCCAGUCUUUAAGAAUGAACUGGACAUGGUCAACCAGUCCCAUGCUGACCUUAAGAAGUCUCUAGAAGCUCUUGAGAUGAGUCACUCCUCCACUAUUGAAAUCAAGUCCAACCUGGAGAACACCCUGACGGAGAAAACUAAUCUGAUCUCUACUUUGGAGAAAGAAGUCAAAGAUCUCACAGAGAAGAUGAGCAAAGAAUCAGAGAGUCACGCUCUGGAGAUUGAAACUGUUCUCAACAAAGAGAAGCGCCUGAAAGAACAACUCGAAGCUGCUAAGAAAUCAAUAGCUGCCGCUAAAGCAGAAUCCAGUUCUCGCCGGGAGGAGAUCAAGACCAUGAAGACGACUCUGUCUGCUGCUUCACGUGGCUUAGAAGAGAGAGACAACACGAUCAAGAGUCUGAAGGAGAAGCUGAAUAAAGCAGAGGCCGAGCAGGCCAAAACAUCAGAGGCCUUGAAAGAGAAGAUGGUUGCCAUGAACAAAAUCAAGGUGCACCUGGAGAUGCUACAAAUGGACCUGGAGGACAACGAGACGGCCAUGAACUCUUUUGACAGUCAGGUGGAGGAGCUGAAGGGAACCAUAGAGUUACUGGAGGCUCAGCUGGCACAGAACCAGACCCAGAUGUCUGAGAUGGAGGCCAAGCUGGAGGACAGCAAAGCCCAGGUGUCUGUCUUGGAAACCCGGCUAGACGAGGUCCAAUCGCAGAACUCCAUGCUGGAGACGCAGUAUGUCACAGCUAGGGAUGAGCUGAUGGAGAGGAGCUGUGAAAUGACUCGUCUGGAAGAGGACGCUGUCAGACGGAGCCAGCUGGAGGAGAGCGUUGCUACUUUAGAGUCUAAACUCAGUCAGACCACAGAGGAAAAUCUCAAGUUAGAGACAACUCUCAGGCAGAUAAUUGAGGACAGAGACAAUCAUCUUAAACAGCUGGUACAGGAGAAAAACAACUUCGAGACUACUUUGAAACAGUUAGCAGACGACAAAGAGCAAGCUGAAACUAAAAUGAUUCAAGUAACUGCACAGAAGAAACAGCUGGAGACCAGUCUAGACACGAUAGCUGAGGAGAACAAACAGCUGCAGACCAACGUCGAGCAGUUAACUGAAGAGAAGCAGAAGAUUGAUCAAAUGACAGCAGAGAAACAAGAAGCUGAAUCAAGCCUGAGACAGAUCAUUGAGGAGAAAGCCCAACUAGAUGUUACCCUCAAUCUGAUAAACCAGGAAAAAAUCCAACUUGAGGCUAAACUAAGCGAGCUGACCUCUGAGAGAGAUAUCUCUGUCACUAACCUGAAUCGAGCCAAUGAGGAAAAACUUCAGCUGGAGGUGAACUAUAAUCACCUGACUGAGGAGAACAUCAAACUACAGUCGAGUGUGAAUCAAAUAACCGAAGAGAAGCUGCAGUUACAAGAAGGCACAGAGAGGCAUGAAGAUGAGGUGACUUCUCUCAGAGAGGAGAACGAGUGUAUCCAGCACUGCCUCCUGUCCUCAGAGCAGGAGGUCCAGAGUCUGAAGGAGCAGCUCGAGAUGAGAGACAAGAAGACUGAGGAGGAGCACAGAGAGAGGAGCCAACAGUUUGAGGCGGAGCAGGCAGAACUGCAUCAGAAGUUAGCGGCCUUGCAGAAUGAGCUGGCUGUGUUGAAGCAGCAGUACGAUUCACUGCUGGAGCAGGUGGGCCAACAACAAAGCUUAAUACAGCAGCUCUCUGAAUCCCAGGGAACCCAAGAAAAAAUCAGCUACAUGGAGUCAAAUGAGACAGAAAUCAGUGCAGAUGCUGCAGGUCAGACUGAUGUCGAGCCGACACUUGAUUCAGAUAUCGAGUCUCUUCCGGUGAAGGAACAGCUGAGCGGUGCGGUGUCUGAACUGGGUGCAUUUUCUCACCAGUCUGACGAGGCUUUCAGUGAGGCAGAGCUGGUCUUCAAGGAGGACAUUACUGAGCAGGAAAUGAUCCAGGAGCAUGUGGGAGAGCAGAAGGACGAAGGGCAGCAGCACCAUCAACAGCAAACCUCGGAUCAGGUUCCUGAAGACAGCAGUAGUCCCAUGGGUGUUCUUGAAAAUAAACCUGAAAUCUCCGAGCUUUCUCCACCAUCUUCCUCUCUUGGUGAGACCACACAGUUUGAGUCCCCUGCGACAGAGACAUCACAGGUACCGGAUGACCUCGACCACUACAAGGAAGUGAUCGCAAAACAAGAAAAUGAACUCCACACCAUGCAGUCAGAGUUUGACCUGCUGAAGUCCGACCUCGCUCUGAGAAUGGAGUUGACCUCCGAACUGGAAAUUCAAGUUCAAAACUUGGAGAAGAAAGUUCAUGCAGCAGAGGAGGAGGCCCAUGGUGCAGCGCAUAAACUGAACGUCGCUUUGGAGGAGAAGAAAGGCGUCGCUGAUCAGUUGACUCAGCUGUCAGAGGAGAGGGAGACAUUAACUCUGCAGCUGCAAACAGCUAAAUGCCAGCUGGCUGAUGUUAUGGACAUGCUGGAAGGACUGGAGAUGGCCAAAGGUGGAUGGGAUGAGAAAUUCCUUCAGCAGGAGAGUGAGCUGAAGAGGGUUCGCUCUGAGAAAGCCAACCUGGAGCAGCACAUCCUGGGCAUGGAGUCAGAGCUGGAGACUUUACAGGAGGAGAGGACCAAACUGAAAAAUGAGAUGGAGACCCAGAGGAGGACUUAUUCAGGCAUGGAGCAACAAACAGAAACACUCAUGUCAGAGGCAGCCCAGCUCAGAUCUGAACUUGUGUCCUGCACUGAGGAGCGUGAUGACCUGAACCAGUCUUUGAGUCAAUGGAGGGAGAAAGUUCACAGUCUGGAGAAGACUAACUGUGACACCAGAAACAUCAUUUCCAUCCUGGAGGAUGACAUCCGAGCAGGGAGGAAAGAGUAUGAAGCCCUGAAAAACAGCACGGACAAACUGAAGACGGAGAAGCAACAGCUGUUGGAGCAGAUUAAAGCACUGGAGCAGGCAAUAUCCCAACAGAGUGGAGAAAGAGAGGAGCUCAUCGGACAGCUUGACAAGAUCACAGAAGACCACACUUCAGCCAAUCAGAACACUGAGUCCAUGGUCGGCAAAAUACAGGCAUUAGAGGGAGAAGUGUGUCGUCUCUCACAGUCUCUUGAGGCCUCUUUGCUAGAAAAAGGAGAGAUCGCCUCUCGCCUCAACUCCACACAAGAUGAGGUCCAGCAGAUGAGGACUGGUAUUGAAAAGCUCCAGGUCCGCAUCGAGUCGGACGAGAGGAAGAAAAAGAAGAUGGGAGAGCUGCUUAAAGCUGCCCAGAGAAAGUCUGACUCACUGCAAGAUCGCAUUGAUGCCCUGGAGCGAGAGCAGGAAGAUGUAGAGCAAAGUCUGGAGGAAGCUGUGCUGCAGGCUGAAACAGCUAAAGCUGAGCUGGAGGAGGAAAGGACAAAGGUGGAGGAGGAGAAGAAGGAGCUCAGCGACAAACUAUCACAGCUCUCUGCCACACUGGACAACCUGAGAUCUGAGAAAGAACACAUGGAGAGAGAGCUGGAAACAAAAAACCAAGAGAUAGAAGAACUGAAGGCCGCUAAGGAGGAGCUGGAGAGAGGGUUGGAGAAGGCUGAGGUAGAUAGACAAGAGGAGGAGGAGCGGCAGAAAAACAGGGUAGAAGAGCUGGAGAAGGGUAUGAGACAGGAAGCAGAGAGGCAAACGAGACAAAUGGGUGACCUCCAGGCAGAGCUGGAAGCCUCUCGGCAGAGAGAGAUCUCCCUCGAACAAAAGAGUGCAGAAACUGAAGUGGACAAAGAGAGGAUGCGGUCUCUGCUGGAAGAGAUGGAGAAAGGGAAAAUGUGUCUGCAGUCUUCUCUGGACGAGUGGCAGGCUGAAGGAGAGAGGCUUCGCUCUCAGGCAGAGGAGUAUGAGGAAGAGAGGAAGAGCCUGAGGAGCAGUAUUGAGGCCUUGGUAGAAGAAGUUAAGGAAUUUAAAACGCAGAGAGAAAAAGAACAGAUGGAAGAAAAUGGACGGCUGGCAGAGGAGAAAGAGAAACUGCAGUCGACCCUGUUUUCAGCAGAACAAGAGAGAGAUAACCUGCACUGCACUCUUGCAUCUGUGCAAGGAGAGAAAGAAAGACUAGAGCAAGAGAGGGGGGCGUUAGCCGACGAGAAAGAAACGCUUCAAUCCAGCCUCUCCUUGAUCGAAGCUGAGAAACAUGACAUGCAACAAAACCUGUCUUCAUUAAAGCAAGAGAAGGAAAGAGUAGAGGAGGAGAAGCAGAAGUUAGAGGCUGAAAAAGAAGAACUGCUAUUAUCCCUGUCUUUGAUUGAAGUGGAGAGAAAUGACCUGUCUUCAGCGCUUUCUUCAUUGAAAGAGGAGAUGGAGAAACUCACAGAAGAACAAGAGAGACUUCAGUCCACAGCCGCCUCUGUGGAGAAGGAGUUAGAAACAUACAAAUCAUCUGUCACAAAGCUCAAUGAGCAGGUGUCAGAGCUGACAUCUCACACUGCUCGCCUGUCCAAAGAGAGAGACUCCGCCCUGAGCAAGAUGAGUCUGUGGAUGAAGACCUGCAAACAGCUGGAGCAGGAGAAGCAACUGAUGUUAAACAGCUCAGGUGAAGGAAAGGUGAACCAACUGGAGGUGGAGACAGAGGAGAGAAAGAAGGAAGUGGAAGACCUGAAGACUGCCCUGCAACAGAAAAGGACAGAGGCAGAAGAAAACACCAAGAAGAUGGAAGAACUUCAGGCUGCCCUCGACGGACACGAAGAGAAGUUAGAAGAGAGAAGCAGAGAGCUGGAGGAGCUGAAGAGUGAGCUUGAUGAACUAAACAAACUUCUGGAGGAGAAAAGCAGGGAGGCAGAUGAGAGCAUGGAUAAAUACUGCACCCUGAUGGUUCAAGUCCACAAACUGGAAGAGACCAACGAGGCACUGACGACACAGCUGGAGCAGCGCGCUGACACUACUCGCCGCCGCCGCUCAGCAAGGAAGUCUGCCUCCAAACGUCAGGAAGAAAAACUGGAAGACAUCACAGAGAACGUGGCUCCUUCAACACCUCAGAGGUCUCCUCAGGGGAAACGGGUUCAUCGUGAUAUUAGUGACAAAGACAGUGCCCAGGAAGCUCUGCACAACCUGACAAAGAAGCUCAAAGCCAACGCAGUGACCACACCCAAACCAAGAACUGAACAGGAAGACGAAGAGUUCAGACCAGAGGGACUUCCUGAGCUGGUGCAGAAAGGGUUUGCUGAUAUUCCCCUGGGGGAGGCCAGUCCAUUCAUCAUGAGGAGAACCACAGUGAAGCGCUGCAGUCCUCGACUGACUGCCAGACAGACAUCUGCACCUGACGCCAAGGUUUUGGGGCCCAUCGCCCUCCAGAGUCCCUCUGCAGACAGCUCCGACAGGAAGUGUCUGUCUCCGAGCGACGAGGACAAACCUGCGUGUCAUUCAAUGAGUUUAAGGAAGACGCCAGAGCAGAAAGAGAAACAAACACAACAAGGAGACAACUGUCAUGUCCAGUAGAUCGACGUACACACGCACAAUUUUAACACUCCACCACACACAGACACAUUUAGCUAUAAAGACACAUUUCUUUUAAAAGUAACAUCCACCCACGUCCAUCCACAUGUUUAACACGUAAGAUGCACCUUUUUAUUUCUAUGUUUUGCUUUGGGCUUCAGGUGUGUGCACACGCAUGCGUGCACGUGCACAGUUGUGUCACAGUUUUGUUUCCUGUUAUAUUCACUUCCUGCAAGACUGCAAGAGGUUACACUAAACUUUACCUGUUGCUGAGGCAGGUUAAAGAAGAGUGAGUAAUUCGGUGCUGAUGUUCCUCGCAGCACUUUUCAUGAUGCUCUGUUUUAAGUGAUUUUUAAUGAUCCGUGUUUUAGACUGAAUGAAAGCAGCGUUGUUUUAUGAAUCCUGUGUUUGUUCCUCUAUCUUCAUCUCUUUGUGACUUAACCACUGACUCGCUGGUUGUACUUUUAUUUUCUGUAUUGUUCUUCUUGGUGUGUGUGAGAAAUGUCUCUAACUUUGUACAUAUUAGAUGUAAUCACAGCUACCCUUCAUUCCUUUAUUAGUUCUGUAACAUAUCACUUGAUCGCUAAAGGCAGCUCAAACUUUGUAGAUUUUCUGCUCUCACUCUGUUCCAUAUUAUCUAGAUAUGUUUAUAUAGUACAAAUCUAAUGAGAAGUAAAAUUUGACUUUGUCCUUUCUUGCUGAUCUUUGCAACAAAUGCUGAAAGCCAGUCUAUUUUAUCACUUUCUGUAUUUUAUUUAGAUAUAGAUCUGUUAUUGAUUGUAAAUAGUUCUGAUCCUUUUUAUACUAAAUCUUUAUGAACUGCUUCAUAA